AUGGAGCGCUGGGUGGCGGCCGGCUGGUCGGGCUGGGGCGGCUUGUGGCGGGCCGGUUGGCCCGCCUGGGAGCUGCUGGCUGCCUGCGCCGUCAUCGGCGCGCUGGGCUGGUUGCUGCGGCUGCUGGAGCGAGGCCCGCGCGGUGGCGGAGUUGGAGGCCCGAGGCCCAUCGCGACGCCUCCUGAGGAGAAGAAUCCGCCUCCUCCGCGCUGCCUCGACCGCUGCGACGGAGAUGAGAGGCCUUUCCUCCCCGCCGCCGCCUUCCCACUCCUUUCCCCCAGCGCCGCCUCCCUGCCAGGGAGGAUAACGAUGGAUGAAAUCUUCUCCCGGUUAAAACAACUGACCCCAGAUGAGCUGAGAGAAGAGAUAGUCAAAGCCGGCCUGAAAUGCGGGCCCAUCACCCUGACCACCAGGUCCAUCUUUGAAAAAAGAUUGGCCCAGGCUUUGUGGGAGCAGCAAGGACCUUCCGUGGCCACGGCCCCCUUUUCGAACGGCAUUCCUGGAACCGCUGCGGCGGAUGGGAACCAGCCAGAAUCGGGAAAAACAAACGGCCACCUUGCCUCUCCUGAGGAGAGUGAUUUUGGCUACAGCAUGGGCCUGAACCCUCCCGAGGAGGAAUCCCUGAUGCGUGAAGCGAACGGCUCUCCCCUUCAUUCCCAGAACCCCUCCAAGGAGCCUCUUUUUGACUUAAAAUUGACCGAAAGGGUACAUGUUUACGAGGACAAAAAAGAAGCUUUGCAAGCUGUAAAAAUGAUUAAGGGGUCACGUUUUAAAGCGUUCUCAAACAGAGAAGAUGCAGAGAAAUUUGCCAAAGGCGUAUGUGAUUACUUCCCAUCUCCAAACAAGUCUACAGUCUCUCUGUCUCCUGUCAAAGUCUGUUCGGUCUUCGGUAGAGAUGGCUUGUGCUCUCCUGAACUGGAAACGGUCAGUAAGGAAAGAGCCAACAGUUACAAAAGUCCUCGCACCCAGGAUUUGACUGCAAAGCUUCGGAAAGCCGUGGAGAAAGGAGAUGAAAGUGCUUUCUUAGAACUCAUCUGGAGUAAUCCUCGCUAUCUCAUCGGCUCUGGAGACAAUCCGACGAUUGUCCAGGAGGGGUGUCGAUACAACGUCAUGCACGUGGCAGCCAAAGAGAAUCAACCCGGCGUUUGCCGGCUGCUGUUGGACACUCUGGAAAACCCUGAAUUUAUGCGUCUGAUGUAUCCUGACGAUGACACCGUCAUGUUGGAGAAGCGCAUCAGUUACAUAGUGGAUCUUUAUCUGAACACGCCAGAUAAAAUGGUAUUUGAUACUCCGCUGCACUUCGCUUGCAAGUUUGGGAAUCCAGAUGUGGUCAGUGUUCUUGCUUCCCAUCCGGGCAUCGUAAAGAAUCCCAAAAAUAAAUACGGUCAAACUCCAGCAGAUGUAAUCUGUGAAAGGAACAAAAAUAAAUCAGCAGAUCUGAAAACAAAAAUCAGGGAACACUUAGAAGGCCAGUGUUACGUGCCUCUCUUCAGAGCGGAAGACAACGCCACUUCCCCCGUGAUUGGCGCCCCCUGGUCCCCAGAUCAAACGGAGAGCAGCCCGCUCGCUUCUUUGCCCAGAUACCUCGGCAGCCCCAAGGAUCCAAUGCUGACAGUGAGGGCGUACGCAGGGCCGCUGAGUCCGUCCAAGGCAGAAGAUUUCCGCAGGCUUUGGAAGACUCCACCUCGCGAGAGGGCGGAAUAUUUCUACCACCUCCGAAAAUCCGAUUUGGAGAGAGGGGUCGAGCGAGUUGGAAGGGAGUUGGCUCAUGAGCUGGGGCACCCCUGGGGCGAAUACUGGGAAUUCCUGGGCUGUUUUGUUGACCUGUCUUCCCAGGAGGGGUUGGGGCGGCUAGAAGGCCACCUGAGUCAACAGCAGGAAAUGAGCAGUAAUGCUCAGCUCGGAGAAAAUGAGGCCCACAACAAACCUCCCCAGGCUCAUG
This is a messenger RNA of Thamnophis sirtalis, 1942 nucleotides long. Lineage: Eukaryota; Metazoa; Chordata; Lepidosauria; Squamata; Natricidae. The record is from RefSeq and is a predicted model, not a curated record.